Rhizophagus irregularis DAOM 181602=DAOM 197198 is the source of this 637-nucleotide messenger RNA. The record is from RefSeq and is a predicted model, not a curated record. NCBI's taxonomy places the organism in Eukaryota, Fungi, Glomeromycota, Glomeromycetes, Glomerales, Glomeraceae.
CACUAGUUAUACCAACAAUUGGAUAUACUCUCCUAGAAGUGGACAGUAUAGCUGAUGUUAAUAAAGCUAAAUUUCAAUUUAUUAAAUUUGAGGGGGUUGAUAUCGAUGUUUUUUCAAAAAAUAAGGAACAUUAUUCUGUCCAAUUAAUGAAAGAGACAAAAGAUGACUCUGAAUUUGACCUUGCAGAUUCGUUCGAUCAAAAACUUGAAAUUUCUCCUUCAGGAGGUGGAUUCACAACAUCUGAAAAAUUGGAUAGUUGCUUAAAUGAUAUCUAUUCACAACUUUCAAAAGCUGAUCCAACUGAUUCCGAAAGAAGAGAGUUCCGUAGAUGGGGGAAAAAAUAUUGUACAUCGUUCCAACAAAGCGCACCUCAAAUCUUGGAAAAAAUGUCUUUACUUGAAAAAGGAUUCAAUUUUAAAGAAGAUAAAAGAAGCGAAAUAACUUCUAAAAACAAAGACAAAGGGAGUAUUGCUAUAUAUUUUGAUCAAGAUUCAUCAAGAAGAAAACUUAAGUUGCAUUGGAAUGAAGAUGAUCGUUCAUGGAAAAUAACAAAAUGUGUGCGUAGCAUCAAUCGAAUGGGUAAGUUCAUUAUUAUAAUACGAAAUUUUUUAAAAAUUGAUUUUUGUUGAAAACUUGU